Vitis riparia (riverbank grape) is the source of this 2531-nucleotide messenger RNA. RefSeq names its product ATP-dependent DNA helicase 2 subunit KU80-like. The coding region runs from base 257 to 2320 and encodes 687 amino acids. The record is from RefSeq and is a predicted model, not a curated record. NCBI's taxonomy places the organism in Eukaryota, Viridiplantae, Streptophyta, Magnoliopsida, Vitales, Vitaceae. Gene Ontology annotation, biological process: cellular response to X-ray; telomere maintenance; DNA recombination. The transcript is spliced from 13 exons. Gene Ontology annotation, molecular function: DNA helicase activity; double-stranded DNA binding; damaged DNA binding. Gene Ontology annotation, cellular component: Ku70:Ku80 complex; nucleus.
GGGCGGGAAGAAGAAACAAAGAAGAUGCAUGUCAACAGUUUCUAACUUUUUAAAUAAAACCCCAUUUGGGCUUCUACAAGAAGCUGAACUCCCUCUGUCUCAUCCUCUGGAAUGGCUCGAAAUAAGGUUGGUCCUAGCUCAGUGGCAAUGGUACUUGAUUCUGGUGUGAACUAGGGCAUCCUGAUUCUGGUCUGCUUGGGUGGUGCUAUUCUUUUUCAAUUCCUAUAAAAUGGCCUGCAAAAAAGAUACAUGCUAAAUGAGGGAGGCAUUGCUUUUAUUGCUUGAUGUCAGUCCAUCAAUGCACACUUUUCUGCCAGAGGUUGAAAAGCUCUGCUCCAUGCUAUUACAGAAGAAGCUGAUUUACAGCAAAAAUGAUGAAGUGGGAAUUGUUUUAUUUGGAACUGAAGAUACUAAUAAUGAGCUGACAAAGGAAGUGGGAGGAUAUGAGCAUGUGGUGGUCUUACGACAUAUCAAAGUUGUUGAUGGUGAUCUUGUUGAAGCUUUACAACAGCUUCCACGAGGAACUGUUGCUGGUGAUUUUCUUGAUGCCAUUGUUGUUGGGAUGGAUAUGUUGAUAAAGAAAUUUGGAUCUACAAACAAGGGAAAAAAACGUCUUUGUCUUAUUACAAGCGCACUAUGUCCUAUCAAAGAUCCUUAUGAAGGAACAAAAGAAGAUCAAAUUGGUACCAUUGCUGAACAAAUGUCUGCACAUGGCAUGAAACUAGAAUGUAUAGUUGCAAGGGGGAGGCUGAGUGGCAAUGUGGAUAUGAGAAUAAUGGAUGAGAAUGAUCUUCUGCUGAAACUAUUUUCAACAAAAACAACUGCAAAGACACUGUAUGUUGAGACUCCAACUUCAUUAUUAGGUGCCCUUAGAACUCGAAGCAUAGCACCUGUUACAAUAUUCAGGGGUGAUCUUGAACUAAGCCCCAAAAUGAGGAUCAAGGUAUGGGUUUACAAGAAAACGGCUGAGGAGAGGUUCCCCACUCUGAAGCAAUAUUCUGAUCAGGCUCCUCCAACUGAUAAAUUUGCCACGCAUGAGGUGAAGGUAGAUUUCGAGUACAAAAGCGUUGAAGAAUCUAGCAAAGUUGUACCCCCAGAGCAAAGGAUUAAAGGUUAUCGUUAUGGGCCUCAAGUUAUUCCUAUUUCAUCCGCAGAAUGGGAAGCUGUCAAGUUCAAACCAGAAAAGGGUGUGAAGCUUUUAGGAUUUACUGAUGCUUCAAAUGUAAUGCGCCACUAUUAUAUGCACGAUGUCAACAUCUUCAUUGCUGAGCCGGGCAAUACAAAGGCCAUGCUUGCAGUUUCUGCCUUAGCAAGAGCAAUGAAGGAAAUGAAUAAGGUAGCAAUUUUGCGCUGUGUAUGGAGACAAGGACAGGGAAGUGUUGUCAUAGGGAUCUUGACACCCAAUGUGUCUGACAAAGAUGAUAUCCCAGAUUCAUUUUACUUCAAUGUACUUCCUUAUGCUGAGGAUGUUCGGGAAUUUCAGUUUCCAUCUUUCAGCAAUCUCCCUGCAUCGUGGCAGCCGAAUGAAGAACAGCAAGAGGCAGCAGAUAACUUGGUCAAGAUGCUUGACCUUGCACCAUCUGGCAGCAAGGAGACUCUACUGCCUGAUUUGACACCAAAUCCUGUUCUGGAGCGUUUUUAUCGUCAUCUUGAGUUGAAAUCAAAGCACCCAGAUGCAGCUGUUCCUCCUCUUGACGAAAGUCUCAAGAAGAUAACUGAACCUGAUCCAGAACUUCUUUCUCAAAACAAGCCCAUAAUUGAUGCAUUCAGAAGGCGCUUUGAACUCAAAGAGAAUCCAAAGCUUAAGAAAUCAACUAGACGAUUAUUGAGAGAAAGACCAUCUGGACUGAAUGAGGAAGCUAGUAUGGGGGAUGGUAGUGAUGGCCAAGCCAUCAAAUCUAUUGAAAAUACAUCUACUGUUGGGGUUGAGAAGAUUGGAGAUUCAACUCCUAUUCAAGAUUUUGAAGCCAUGAUGUCACGCAGAGAUAGCCCGGAAUGGGUUGGGAAAGCAAUUAACGAAAUGAAAAAUAAAAUUUUUGACCUGGUGGAAGACUCCUAUGAAGGGGAUAAUUAUCUUAAAGCACUGGAAUAUCUAGUUGCCCUUCGCAAGGGUUGCGUCCUUGAGCAAGAACCAAAACAGUUCAAUGAUUUCCUUCACCAUCUUUACAAAUAUUGUGAGAAACAUAACCUUAAUAGUUUCUGCGAAUCUCUUGCAUCCAAGGAGAUCAUGCUGAUCAACAAGACAGAAGCAGCAGACAGUGAAGUUACAGAAGAUGAGGCUAGAAGCUUGAUGGUGAAAAAGGAGCCAAAACUAGAGUAAACAAAUUGAGCAGCUCCAUGUGAACUUUUGUUGCUUAUUGUUAACCACACACUUACUGAGGUCUGACUCCUUUCAGGUGUGUUUGGUAUAUGGGAAUAGGAAAGGAAAUGUAGGUUAAUCAUGAUAUUAUGUAGGAAAAAGGAAUUCAAAUUUUGAUACGUCUGAGCUUUGGUUUCCAUUAGUAUGAUUCUUCUCAUUCUGGAUUUUAGCA